AUGGCUGACGCCUUCGACUUCGACCCCGACAUGCAGCUUGUCGUUAAGGUCGUCCCAGAGGACCAGGUGGACCUCACUCCAGAAGAGCUGGAGAAGGAGGUCCCUCCACGGGUUCUCCAUCCUCAUGAUCCACACGCUCCCGACAAUACCGCCGAGUUUUCCUUCAAGGACAGAUCGUAUAAGGUUGAUACAGAAGUGGAUCACACAGCAUGGCAUCUUGCAGUGGACGGUGUUCUGAUGCUGUCCGAUUCCCCCGAGGCACGAGAGGAGGAAGAUGCGCGACAGCGGAAGGCCAAAGAGCAGGAGGCCAGGGACAGCACUGAGGCUGUGGAUGUCUCUAUCGAGGCAAUUGAGGGAGAUCCGGAUCCGGCAGCUAACACGCUGAGGAACCAAUUCCACUUCGCUGAUCGGGGUUCCCAGACCAAGAAUGGCAUUAUUCGAGACCGGGGCAUCAGCACUGAACCUCCUUCGAACACAUCACACAACGAGACGGUAACUCUUUGGUCUAUAUAUGAUCACUAUAUGAAGGAUAUCGAGGCUACUAAGGACAAAGCUGACGGUACUCGUAAGUUGACCAACGAGGACAUGAUUGAUACCAAGAAGCCUGUACGACAGGCCGACUCCCUCUACGGUGACUCCAUGCGGCUCGCCAUAAAGAUUAUGGAGCGUAUGAUAAACCACAACACAGAGAGCGACAUUUACAGCGACCUCAAGUAUUGGGAGGAUCGCUCUGAUGACUACCGCGAUGGUCAUGGCACUCUCCUGCCUUUAUGGCGAUUUGCCACUGAGAAAGCGAAGCGGAAGCAGGUUACCUGUAUCCGCUGCAACCCCAAGUACGCAGAUCUCUUUGCAGUGGGGUUCGGCUCCUAUGACUUCCUCAAGCAGGGGUCUGGGGUUAUCUGUUGCUAUUCUGUGAAGAACACCCGCUUUCCUGAAUACGUAUUCAACACCGAGUCGGGAGUCUGCUGUCUAGACUGGCACCCUUCCCAACCUGCUAUGUUGGCCGUGGGACUUUACGACGGCACUGUACAGGUCUACGAUGUGAGGGCUAAGCUGCGCAGACCACUGUACCAAAGUACCAUCAGAACUAACAAACACACUGAUCCUGUAUGGGAAGUCCAUUGGAAUGAUGAGGAUUCCGCUGGAGUGCUCAACUUUUUCUCAAUCUCGGCGGAUGGGCGUAUAAGUAUCUGGAGGUUGAUGAAGGAUAAGCUCGAGUCCGAGCAGCUGCUGCAGUUGAAGAUGGCUGUUGCACCCUCGUCCGGGGUUGAGAAGAAAGAGAGAUUAGCUGGAGGUCUCUGUUUUGAUUUCAACGCUGCUGUCGAUCAUCUAUUCCUGGUCGGCACUGAGGAGGGGAAGAUCCACAAGUGUAGCAAGGACUUCGCCGGACAAUACCUCGCCACAUACGAGGGCCAUACUAUGGCUGUGUAUACCGUACGAUGGAAUAAUUAUCAUCCUAGGAUAUUCAUAUCAGCUAGCGCGGAUUGGACUGUGAAGCUCUGGGAUCACACUCAGGAGUCCUGUUUGGUUUCUUUCGAUCUUGGGCAAGCAGUCGGCGAUGUGUCCUGGGCACCGUAUAGUUCCACGGCCUUCGCAGCGAUCACCUCGGACGGUAUAGUGCAUUUCUAUGAUCUGUCAGUCAACCGCAACGAACGUAUUUGCUACCAGAAGGUAGUGCGGAAGGCAAAGUUAACGCAUAUCAUGUUUAAUACGACUGAUCCUAUCAUAUUCGUGGGGGAUGAUCGCGGUGGUGUGAAUUGCCUGAAACUCUCUCCAAACCUCCGGAAGUUCUGUGUGGUGACACAGCAGGAGGAGGGUGUGACACGAGAAGAAUUGGAGAUCAGGAAGAUGAACAAGUACUUGGAGAUGACCGCUAGCCCACAGAAGGAGUCUGAUGUGGGUGCUGAGGUUGGCGCAUGA
Messenger RNA from Perkinsus marinus ATCC 50983, 1920 nucleotides. Its product is annotated as dynein intermediate chain 1, axonemal, putative. Lineage: Eukaryota; Perkinsozoa; Perkinsida; Perkinsidae. Gene Ontology annotation, cellular component: outer dynein arm. The record is from RefSeq and is a predicted model, not a curated record. The coding region runs from base 1 to 1920 and encodes 639 amino acids. Gene Ontology annotation, molecular function: dynein heavy chain binding; dynein light chain binding. Gene Ontology annotation, biological process: outer dynein arm assembly; cilium movement. The transcript is spliced from 17 exons.